Molecule: messenger RNA, 1618 nt
Organism: Marchantia polymorpha subsp. ruderalis
Lineage: Eukaryota; Viridiplantae; Streptophyta; Marchantiopsida; Marchantiales; Marchantiaceae
Source: the annotation of a GenBank genome assembly
CGUGAAGCGCUCAAUAACGAAUGGUGAAACAUCUGACAUGGUCUGGAUUUGGAGCUUUCAGUGCUGAACGAAAUGCUCGAUCCGAUCGCAUGGGAACUGGUGAGUACUAUUUGUUGAGAUUGCUAGUGAAAUCUGCCCAUUCAGCUCCUUGAGAUUCAGUACGAUAAUCGUGAGAACUAUUGCACCGGACUAUGGCGGAGGGUGGCUUUUCCACGGCCCUGCCGAAGACAGGGAGUGAGCCAGAGGAGAAGAAAAUCAACUUCGCCGAUUUGAAGGGAUGGUCGUCGCAAGUUGAGGAUCUGGUGGAUGCCGGAGAUGCCGAUGGAGCUGUGAAUCUGCUGAAAAAGGUCGUGGAAAGUUUACAGCUUCGCGACGAUGCUGAUAGUAAUUUAGGGCUAGCUGCGGCAUUCACCGAUCUUGGAGGAGUUUACGCCUCUCAAGGACUUUCACUGAAGUCCGACGAGUGUUUCACCUCGGCCUUGCUUAUCAAACAACGGAGAACCCAGAAGCCUGCAGAAGUUCUGCUGGAGUCGUGGGAAAAUGUUGUGCAUGCACCGGACACUGGGGAGGAGAAGAGGGGUUCUGCCCAAUCGGCAUCUAGUAUAGAAGAUUACUAUAAAUAUGAUCAUUUUCCCAGCAUCAGGAAUUCUGCAGACUCCUGUGCUACGGGGGCUAGAGAAGAAGAAGAUUGGGAAGCUGCUACGAGUGAACUACCAACAUUGAAGAAUGCAUCUUCAGCUUUUGCAAAGCAGGAUCUGCCUGCUAAUAAUAAGACAAAUGUAAAACAAAAGCAGCGAGGAAGGGGAUCCUUUACAUAUGGUGGAGCUGGUAUGUACAGCGACAAUUUGGACGGUGAUGGUGCUGGUGAUGAGGAUGGCCAGCGAGACGGUACUCUGAGCGACCAUUCAUUGAACGGUGGAGCAGAUCAUGUGGUGGUCAUCAGUGGCUUCUCACCUAAGCUGAAAACGAAAGAUCUAGAAGACUUGGUGAAGCCUUACUCAAAGCAAGGGGGAUGUACAUUACGCUGGAUUGACGAUACCACUACUUUAGCCGUUUUCCGCACCCCAGCCUUGGCCAGAGAGGCAUUGACUGGUAUCAGCGACCCCAGGUUUAAAGUUGGCGUCUACAAUGAAUCAAGCCGUGCUUAUGGUUUAGCGUCCGAGAAAGAUCUGCAGCCACCGGCAGCACGGCCCGCUUCAACUGCCAGAGUAGCCCAGAGAAUGAUUGCAGGAGCCCUUAGUCAACAAGGGGUAAGGCAAGCACUGAUGGCAAAGGGUAGAACAAGUGCCGAAGAGGUGAAGAAACAAGAAAGGCAACGAAGAGAGAGGCUGCAGACAAGGGCACAACUCCGUGACGAGGCUUGGGGAUCAGACGACGAUUAGCAUGUGAAGAAACUCCGCCCGUUAGACUUUAAGAAGCAGAUUGAAGCAGGAUGUAGUUUCGAAAGUCAUAAGCAGUUCGGAGGAGCAUCGGGUAAAAUUUGUAUCGUGUCACGUGCUGUAGCCUUUGGUAGGAUAACAAAAGGUGUCAUGACAAGAGCGACAGUGGAUGAAGUUUGAAACAUAUAUUUGCAAUAAACUGAGUCCCUCAGUCAGGUAACGCUUCUUGGAGGAGCCGA